AUGUCACCUCGAUUCCCGCAAACCUCCUACCCUCGGCACCCGCAUCACCUCCCACGCCCGCCCCGAGUCCAACCCCCCCAUCAGCGCCCUCCGAACUGGCACUCGUCCGAUGACGAAGAGAGCAAUUUCCUCCUCAACCUUCGCAUCCAUUUCAGCACACUCUCCAACUCUCAGAAACAGAAACUUCUCGAGGGCAUCCUGGACGUCUGCGACAGCCCACAGCUGAGUUUUGUUUCGAGCUACGUUGGCCCGCGCUUGCGCAAGGAUCCAUUUUCGGUCUUUCCCAACGAACUAUGUCUCAGGGUACUAUCUUUUAUCGACGACCCCAAGAGCCUCGCACGGUCCUCACAAGUAUCGAGGCGGUGGCGUGAACUCUUGAACGAUGAUAUUACAUGGAAGAACCUUUGCGAGAAGCACGCUUACUCAAUACGCCGCAUUCCAGAAGAAGAUGCCAUGGAGCCGAGUACCCCUCGCUCUGUAGAGUCUGUUCCAGAACCAAGCGUUCCUAGUGACUCUGAAAGUCGCUUAGUAGCAUCCAAUGAGGCUGCUGUCGAAAGCGCCCCCAGACUUCCCCGCACCUUUUCUGGAGAGUGGCUUCCCUCGAUCAGCUCCUCCUCUCGCAGGCGUCGAACCAGGCCGGUGUCGUACCGUUCUCAAUUUAAGCAGAGGUACAUGGUUGAAUCGGCUUGGAAUAAGGGCGGGCGAUGCACGCAGCGCCAUAUCACGCCUGACCAGGGCGUGGUCACCAGUUUACACUUGACUCCUAAGUACAUUGUGGUUGCAUUGGAUAAUGCGAAGAUCCAUGUGUAUGACACCAAUGGAGAUAAUCAAAAAACCCUACAGGGCCAUGUUAUGGGCGUGUGGGCCAUGGUUCCGUGGGACGAUAUUUUGGUCAGCGGAGGAUGCGACCGAGAAGUACGAGUAUGGAACAUGGCGACAGGGGACACCACUCUGCGAAUAUGGGAUCUCGCCUCAGGUACAUGCCGUAAUGUUCUGGUUGGGCACCAAGCUAGCGUGCGAUGCCUUGCGAUUCACGGCGAUCUAGUUGUUUCGGGAAGCUACGACACCACUGCCCGGAUAUGGAGCAUACCCCAGGGCCGCUGCCUUCGGACUCUCUCUGGUCACUUCAGUCAAAUUUACGCGAUCGCUUUUGACGGCCGGCGGAUAGCUACAGGCAGCCUGGAUACCAGUGUGCGAAUUUGGGAUCCACAAUCCGGCCAAUGUCACGCUAUCCUUCAAGGUCAUACAUCUCUAGUGGGUCAGCUUCAGAUGCGUGGAGACACUCUAGUGACCGGUGGUUCUGACGGCUCCGUCCGGGUCUGGUCACUAACUAAGAUGGCGCCCAUCCAUCGCUUAGCAGCCCACGACAAUAGCGUGACCAGCCUCCAAUUUGACAAUACUCGCAUUGUCAGUGGUGGAAGUGACGGUCGGGUGAAGGUGUGGAGCUUACAGACGGGCCAGCUUCUACGGGAACUUUCUACACCGGCCGAAGCGGUGUGGAGGGUUGCCUUUGAAGAGGAAAAGGCGGUCAUCAUGGCUAGUCGAUCUGGCCGAACAGUCAUGGAGGUUUGGUCAUUCUCGCCGCCUCCCGACGAUGAUGAAGAGUAUUUUGCCAUCGAAAGCACUUCAAGCACGCCAGGAAUUGGCUCAACCCAUGACGACGCUUUGAAGGCGUCAUGCCGAUCUAGAGCCCUUUACUCCGACCCACCACCUACUCUCCCUUCAGGCAGCGAUGCAGACCAGCCGAUGCCUGAUGCGUGA
Molecule: messenger RNA, 1761 nt
Organism: Penicillium chermesinum
Lineage: Eukaryota; Fungi; Ascomycota; Eurotiomycetes; Eurotiales; Aspergillaceae
Product: F-box/WD repeat-containing protein
Exons: 4
Coding region: 1-1761 (586 amino acids)
Molecular function (GO): protein binding
Source: RefSeq, a predicted model, not a curated record